AAAUGGAUAAUUCAUAAUAUUAUUUUAUGUCAUAUUUAUUAUAUUAUAUUAUUAUUUAUAAUAUUAUUUUAUGUUAUUUUAUAUACAAUCUACAUGCCAAGAGAUUAAUUGAUAGCGAAAUAAAAAAUCUUAAUAGAAAGAGGCAAUAAUCAUAACCCCACCAUGCGCGAUUGUACGUUAAUCGUGUGUAUUUUGAAUUUUAUCAACGAUGUGAUUUUUUAUAAAAUUUCAUAACAAACAAAAUAGGAAGAAUUCUGUGAAGAAGAAUAUGUGAACGUUUGCUCACUUUCACUUAUACAUUAUAUAUAAUUUAUUUUCUGACGAAUAUUUAUUUUAAAUAAAAGAUUUUUGCAUUUAUAACAUUUACUCCAAAUAGUAUUAAUAGUUUUGUACAUAAAUGAAAAAAUUGUAUUCAUAUAAUUAUUUAUUAAAUGAUGAAUCAGACAUUCAAUUUUAAUCGUGUAAAUAAUUGCUUGAUUUGUAAAUAUUGAAUAGUAAAAUUAUUUAAUUGAAUUAUAUUAAAGCAAGAAGAUACAAAAUAAUGUAUCAUAUAUUCGAAAAUCAUGAAUGAAAAUUAUACAAAAAUUACUCAAAUAAUUCAUGUAUCUAGUCACAAUGAUUGAAUAAUGUAUUGUACCAUCUUUUGUUAAUUUUAAUGUAUAUAUUUUCAAUAUACAAUAUUCAAGUAACACAAAACUGCAAAAUGCAAUGUUUGAAUAAAAUGCCAUCCUUUGGGGAUGAUACGCUGUCUGCUUGUAUUCAGGCCGAAGUAAAAAAUAUGGAUAUUACUAACAAUUGUAAUGAUGCAGAUAAAUGUUUCAAAGAUGAUACAUUUAUCUCUAAAGUAACAAAUGUAUCAAAUAAUAUUGAUAAAGAUAUUGAAAUCAGAGAAAAAUCGCAUAGUUCUACUAACAGGAAACGUACUUUGAGACAAAAUAAUUUAAAAUGUAAAGAACUUAAAAGAGAUAAUGUUUUAAAAUCAAAACUUGUUAGCAGGACUAAUGUAAGUAAAUCAAAAUCAAAAAAUAUUACUUCCUCAAAGGAGAAUCAUGAUUCAUAUAGAAUUAGUGAAGAAAAUGCUAAUGUAAAUGUGAAUUAUAUAAAUAAUAUUUCUUCAAAUACAAAUAUAUUGCCAAAACAAUAUAAUAAAUCUGAAUCGUCAACCUUGCAUGUUGAUAAUAGUAAUGAAAAAAGUAAUGUUGCAAAUACUAUUACGAUUGAUACAAGCAAUGUAAAAUUAUCUGAUAGUAAUAUUCUUGUAAGUAAUAAAGAAAAAUCUUCCAAAUUAAAUGCUUCUAUCUCUAUUAUUCCUACCCAAGAACGAAAUAAAUUAGCUUCAUGGGGUCUACCACCAAACAUUCUUCAGAAAUAUGAAGCACGAGGAGUAAUUACUAUGUUUGAUUGGCAAAUUGAAUGCUUAUCAAAUCAUAAGGUCAUUGAAGAAAACUGUAAUCUUAUAUACUCUGCUCCAACAUCGGCUGGAAAAACAUUGGUAGCAGAAAUUCUUAUGAUAAAAACAGUAUUAGAAAGGAGAAAAAAAGUGAUUUUUAUCUUACCAUUUGUUUCUGUUGUUAGAGAAAAAAUGUAUUAUUUUCAAGAUUUAUUAUCUGAUAGCGGUGUUCGAGUAGAAGGUUUUAUGGGUGGUGUUAUGCCCGCUGGAGGAUUUGCAGCAACUCAUAUUGCAAUAGCAACUAUCGAAAAAGCAAAUUCAUUAGUAAAUCAUCUAAUGGAAGAAAAUGAAUUAAUCAACUUAGGCUCAGUAAUCAUAGACGAAUUACAUCUUGUUGGUGAUCCAAAUCGCGGAUAUCUUCUCGAAUUACUUCUAACUAAAUUAAAAUAUAUGACUUUUAGAAAUGAAAGUGUUAAUAUACAAUUAAUUGGUAUGUCUGCUACACUUCCAAAUUUGUCCAUUUUAGCUAAGUGGUUGGAUGCAGAAUUGUAUAAAACAGAAUUCAGACCAAUACCAUUAAAUGAACAAUGCAAGAUAGGUAGAAGUAUAUAUGAUAAUAAAUUAUGUCUUAUACGAAACUUAACACUAAUGCCAGAAUUAACUAUGGACUCGGAUGAUAUUCUUCACCUGUGUAUUGAGACAAUAUCUGAUGGACAUAGUGUAUUAAUCUUUUGUUCUACAAAAAAUUGGUGUGAGAAACUAGCUGAACAAAUUGCUGCUGCAUUUUGUAAACUGGGUCGAGAAAAUACGAAACUAGGUAAAACUUUAAGGCAGCAACUAGAUACUGCAUUAAUUUCUGAAACAUUGGAGCAACUAAAACGUAGUCCUACAGGUUUAGAUAACAUAUUAAAGAACACAGUUUCUUUUGGGACAGCUUUUCAUCAUGCUGGUCUUACCAUGGAUGAACGUGAUAUUAUAGAAGGAUCUUUCAGAUCUGGGUCUUUAAGAGUUCUUGUUGCCACAUCAACUUUAAGUAGUGGAGUAAAUUUACCUGCUAGACGGGUGAUUAUUAGAUCUCCAAAGUUUGCUGGAAAAUUACUAGAUAGCCUUACCUAUCGUCAAAUGAUAGGACGAGCAGGUAGAAUGGGAAAGGAUACAGCAGGGGAAAGUAUACUUAUGUGUAAUCCAACUGAACAAAAAGCAGCUGAGAUAUUGUUAUCAGCUUCUUUGGAACCAAUUGAAUCCUGUCUUGAGGAUUCAACACCUUUAAUUCGAGCUCUUCUAGAAGCUAUAGCUAGUGAGAUCGUUCAUACUCCAUUACAUCUUGAAUUGUACAUUAAGUGUACCUUAGUAAGUUUGAGUGAUGAAUACAAUUCAAAAGGUCCUUGGAACGACGCAAUCAAAUUUUUAGUAGAUAAUGAAUUUUUAUUGUUACAAAAAACUGAAGAUGGACAUAGGUGGGUGGCUACAGCUUUCGGUAAAGCAUGUUUAGCAGCUUCUAUUUCACCCAGAGACGGUUUGUUCUUACUUGAAGAACUUCAAAAAGCAAGACGAUGCUUUGUGUUGGAUACAGAAUUACACGUGAUAUACCUAGUGACACCACUAAAUUCUGGAAAUCAAAUUGGAAGUAUCGAUUGGAUGACAUUUUUAGAGUUAUGGAGAACGCUGUCAGAAAGUGAACGUAGGGUUGGGCAACUUGUUGGCAUAGAAGAACGAUUUUUAACAUUAGCUGUUCAAGGCAUCAUACGACCGGGGAAAUUGCUUAGUAUACAUAAGCGAUUUUAUACUGCAUUAGCAUUACAUGAUUUAGUUCGUGAAGUUCCCCUUACUGUAGUUUGUACAAAAUAUGGCUGUUGCCGUGGAGUUCUUCAAACUUUACAGCAAUCUGCUUCUACAUUUGCUGGGAUGAUCACCCAAUUCUGUAAGCAAUUGGGCUGGGGCUGUCUAGAAUUAUUAGUCUCACAAUUUCAGACACGGUUACAGUUUGGUGUAUGUAGAGAGUUAUUAGAUCUAUUGCGUCUCCCAAUGUUAAAUGGACUACGCGCUAGAAGUCUUUACAAGCAUGGAAUCACAUCAGUAGCAGAAUUAGCUACUGCUAAUGAACUUGAUGUUGAACGUGCGCUUUAUAAGGCACUUCCUUUUGAAAGUGAAAAAGAACAGGACGGUGAACACGAAUCGGAAGCAGUAAAACGAAAUAAAAUGAGAACAGUAUUUGUCACUGGAAAAGACGGUUUAACGCCUCAUGAAGCUGCAACGAUGUUAGUUCACGAGGCGAGAACAUUAGUACAGAAUGAACUGAGAUUGCAAAAUAUGUCAUGGAAACAGAAUGAUCAAUCGGUCAUUACAAACAAAUCUAAUAGCGAAAUAAGUUUAUAUGAACAACAAGAUAGAUUUCAAGCAACAAAACGCGCAAAUGUAGAAAUAAAACUUGAAACUACACACAGCAAUUCUAAAAAUAAAGAUAAUUUAAACGAGAUUGUCAUUCAAAAUAAAUAUGAAGAGAAUUCAUGUUCAAUAAUCAACAAGCCUAUGAAUAAGAAUGUCAGUUUUGUUAAUGAGAAAGAAAGCUCAUUAAAUAAUAAUAAUAAAGCUCAUAAAUCCGAUAAAAAUAAAAAAUCUAAAAUUGAUGAAAAUGUUACAAAAAAUAUUAACGAUUCUAAAUGUAACUUAGAAAAUAAUACAUUGCAAGAGACAAAGCAUGAUGACUUAAAACUUACUGAUCAAUUAUUACAAAUAGAUAUUCCUGAAUUUUGUGAUACUCUAGCUGAGGAACUAUCAACUAAUUUCUUUGAAAGUAGCAGCCCUAAAAUAACAUCUGCUUCAAGACGAAAUAGUGAAUCAUUACUCGUUUUCGACGAUAGGAAAAGAAACUGUAUCCGAAAUGGAAAUAUUAAACACUCCAUUAAUGAAGUCCGAAACAUUCAGAAUGUUAAUGAUAUACCCACCAAGAAAAUAAGAAUUUCGGACGAAACAAGCAUUAAAGUAUCAGCUUGCAGAAAUACGAUUACGCAUUUAUCUAGUUUUCAGAAUGAUAUAAAAACGGAAGUUCUUUCGAGAAGUCCUAGUCUUUUUGAUGAUAGUUUAAAUCUCGACACACAAAUUUGUAAUGUUCUUGAACAAAAUAUCGUUGAUUCUCUACAAUUAACAGAAUUUGAAGAAACUAGAUCAUCUGAACCCAAAGUAACAAUACAGGACAGAAAAGAUGUAAAGUUACAAAUCACUUCUAGUACUAGCAACAAUGAGACAGGCACAGAAAAUAAUGUGAAAGAUAAACAUAUAAAUAAGAAUUCUUUAAAUUCACAAUUAAUUUUAAAUUCACAAGUAAAACAGAGCACACUUUCGUGGAAAGAUGAUUCUUGGAAUGAAACGAAAAAAAUAAUGGAGAAGUUAAAUCAAAUUAAAGAUAAAAAUAACCAUAAUAUACCAGUUAAAUAUAACAUCAAGGAUGGAAAAAAUGCAAAUGUGCAACAUUUUGUAGAAACCAAUGAAAUAAGUAGUUCGACGUUAGAGAUAAAAAAGAAGUGCGAUAUGAAAUUUGAACGAGCUAUGGAUGAUUAUAUAAAAAAAGGACCACAGAAACGUAGACUGAGUAAUGUACAAGUUGCAAAAUCACCUAUUGCAAAUGUCAUGGUUUUUAGUAAAAACGGCGGAACAUUGUUAGAUUCAAACAAAUCAGAUUCAGAUGAAAUUGUUAUUGCUUCCCAAAAUAUAAAUUCACCGGCUACAAGUAGUUACAAGUUACAAAGUAAACUAGAUUCUGUAAGGAAACAGAAGUUGUAUACUCAAAAAGUUUCCGAUCGGAUAUUUGAUGAUAAGAAUCAUGCAACUACUGUUUCAGACAAAAUAGAAAUUGAAAAAUGUAAAAUCAAAUCAAAAUUAAAUGAGAUACUUAUACAAAAAACAUUAACUAAUAAAAAUUCUAGUAUAGACAGUGUAAUUUUGAAUUCGGACGAAGAUACACCCAUAAAGUCGGAAAAUUUUUUACAAAAGUCUACAUUUAAUUUAAAAAACACUCAAAAUAGUCCUAAAACGUGUGUAAAAACAAAUGAACUUGCAGACACUGUAAAUGAAACAACUAAUUGGAAUACAUUAAAUAUUAUAAAAGUUGGAAGUGAUAGAGCCACAUUUAAUUUAUUUAAGCGUGAAGUGAUGCAGAAACGAUAUAUUGCGUUAGCUUUAAAUUGUGAAUUGUAUAAUGAUAAAACUAAUAAUAUAGGCUCUAAGAUCAUUGGUCCUACUACUAUUGAAAGAAAAAAGAGGUCUAAAAAAACGGAAAAUUAUGUGCAUGCAGAGAGAAAAUUAUGUGGUGCUGCUAUUGCUUGGGAAAACAAUAUUGCAUAUUAUAUUUCUUUCUCUAAUGAACGAGAUUUAAAAAUCCCAGGUAAAGAUCAAAUGAAACUAUUAAAAGAAUUGCUGAGUAACACAUUUUUGUAUGUAAAAUGCUUUGCAACAAAAGAAAUGUUUAAAACCUUGUAUAAAUGCUGUAGUAUUACCGCAAGUUGCAAAUUUUUAGACCCAAAAGUAGCAGGUUGGCUGCAUCAUGGGAGCAGUCGUGAAAAAACAUUUCAUGAAAUGGUGAAAGAAUAUUUUCCACAAGGAUGUUUCAUAGCUAAAAGAAUAGGUACAUGUUAUGAUGUGGGACCUGGAUUGUAUAUCGAAAGUGAAAUAGCAGGAGAGCUCAGAGCAUCUGCCGAAGCUGUACUUACAUGGCAUAUAACAGAUAAACUAUUAGAUAAGUUAGAACAACAGAGUCCAACAUUACUAUACACAUUUAAAGAUAUUGAAAUGAGGACAGUGACCUUACUAGCUUGCAUGGAAUUAACUGGUUUAGGCGUAUCGUUAAAAUCAUUACAAGAUUUGUCUUCCAUCAUCCAUGAAGAGAUGAUGUCAUUAGAAGAACAAGCAUAUGCAUUAUGUGGAAGAAGAUUCAAUUUUUCCUCGUCUAAGCAAGUUGGAGAGAUUUUAGGCUUAUACAACGGAAAAAAAAUUAGCGUUAAUAAAGCUGUAUUAGAGCAGUCUGAUCAUCCAGUAUCUAGUCUUGUUAUGUCAUGGCGUAAAUUAAGUGCAACUCAAUCUAAGAUUAUUUAUCCAAUAUUGAAUCUAGCUCAACACAGUUCUCGUAUUCACGGUAAUUGUAUUACGUCUACAUUAACGGGUAGAGUUUCGAUGCAUGAACCAAAUUUACAAAAUGUGCCAAAGGAUUUUAAUUUUAAAGACAAUAGCUUUACAAUAAGUGUUCGAAUGGCAUUUAUACCAGCAAUAGGCAAUGUUAUGUUGUCAGCAGACUACUGUCAACUUGAAUUGAGAAUAUUAGCUCAUUUUUCAAGAGAUAUACUAUUAUGCGAUAUUAUGCGGAGACCAGGUGAUAUUUUUAAAAGCAUUGCAGCCAAUUGGAAUCACAUAUCUGAAGAUCAGGUUGAUGAUAAAAUACGUCAGCAUACAAAACAAUUGUGCUAUGGCAUGAUCUAUGGCAUGGGAGUGAAAACACUUGCUGAGAAUUUAUCAGUAGAUGAAGUUAAAGCCAAAGAAUUUUUGGAAUCUUUUAUGAAUGCAUACCCAGGUAUAUCUAAGUGGUUGACUAAUGUAUUGGAUGAAGCACGUACAAAUGGUUACAUAACAACUAUCCUGGAAAGACGUAGAAUGUUUCCUGAAUUGACAAGUACAAACCCGGUGGAAAAAUUACAAGCAGAACGCCAAGCAGUGAAUACAAAAGUUCAGGGUUCUGCAGCUGAUAUUGCUAAAAAAGCAAUGGUUAAUAUCGAAGAAAGAAUACGAGUCGAGUUUCCAAUGGCUACAACCAUUAUGCCUAGUAGCAAUCCUAUUCGUAAAUUGAGAAGUAACAGUAGAGAAGCACAGCAAAGAGGUGGUUAUCUAGUAUUACAACUCCACGAUGAACUUUUAUAUGAGGUGAAUAUACACGAUUUAAAUCAAGUUGCAAGAAUAGUAAAGGAAUCAAUGGAACAAGUAUGUCAACUUGCAGUACCGUUGCCUGUGAAACUUAAAGUUGGACCAGCAUGGGGAGAUCUUUCUGAAUAUACUGUUUGUUAAUCUACUAAGUUUUUCUAUAAGAAAAUAUUUAGUAUUGUCUAAUUGUUUGAAUUAAAUUCUUAAAUAAAAAUUUUUUUAUAUACACUUUUACACGAAAAGGUAGUUGAUCAUGUUUCAAUUUUUUUCUGUGACUUAUAAUAUUGUGCAUUGUUGCAUAGAUUUAUAGUAAGGCGAAUUGUAUGUACAUAUUUAUUCUGUUUUUUAUCAUAUUUUUUAUAUCAUAAUAUGAAACAAUGAAUUGUAUAUUUAAAUGAUAUAAAUAAUUGCAUAUUUCAGAAGAUUUAAAUAAUAAGUUAAU
Molecule: messenger RNA, 7736 nt
Organism: Bombus pyrosoma
Lineage: Eukaryota; Metazoa; Arthropoda; Insecta; Hymenoptera; Apidae
Gene: DNApol-theta
Product: DNA polymerase theta
Exons: 21
Coding region: 656-7438 (2260 amino acids)
Biological process (GO): double-strand break repair via alternative nonhomologous end joining; DNA-templated DNA replication
Molecular function (GO): DNA binding; ATP binding; DNA-directed DNA polymerase activity
Source: RefSeq, a predicted model, not a curated record